CCAGGUUAUCGCGCUGCAAGCUCAGGGCCCCGCGACCCCGCGCCCCGCGCCCCGCCGCGCCUCCGGCCCCGCGGGCACGGCGGCCGGCGGGCGCUCGCGGCUGCUGCUGCUGCUGCCGCCCAGCGAGGAGCAGAAUGGAAGUGAGGAAAGGAACUCAGCCGAUGCAGGAGCCGGAGUGAGAGCGGCGGACUCACACGCCCUAGCCCGCACCAUGAAUUCGUGUCUCCCUUCUACGCGCUAGGAGCCAAGGGCAGGUGAAGCUGUGGAGAGCAAUGGCUCUCUUCACUCCGUGGAAGCUGUCCUCGCAGAAGCUGGGCUUCUUCCUGGUGACUUUUGGCUUCAUUUGGGGUAUGAUGCUCCUGCAUUUUACCAUCCAGCAGCGAACACAGCCUGAGAGCAGCUCCAUGCUGCGUGAACAGAUCCUGGACCUCAGCAAAAGGUACAUCAAGGCGUUGGCAGAAGAGAACAGGAACGUGGUGGACGGGCCGUACGCUGGCGUCAUGACGGCUUAUGAUCUGAAGAAAACUCUUGCUGUGUUACUGGAUAAUAUCUUGCAGCGCAUUGGGAAGCUGGAGUCGAAGGUGGACAAUCUCGUCAUCAAUGGCACGGGAACAAACUCCAGCAACUCCACAACAGCUGUUCCCAGCUUGGUAGCACUUGAGAAAAUUAAUGUGGCAGAUAUCAUUAAUGGAGCUCAAGAAAAAUGUGUAUUGCCUCCUAUGGAUGGCUACCCCCACUGCGAAGGGAAGAUCAAGUGGAUGAAAGAUAUGUGGCGUUCAGAUCCCUGCUACGCAGACUACGGAGUGGAUGGAUCCACCUGUUCUUUCUUUAUUUACCUCAGUGAGGUUGAAAAUUGGUGUCCUCAUUUACCUUGGAGAGCAAAAAAUCCCUAUGAAGAAGCUGAUCAUAAUUCAUUGGCAGAAAUUCGGACAGAUUUUAAUAUUCUCUACAGUAUGAUGAAAAAGCAUGAAGAGUUCCGGUGGAUGAGACUGCGGAUCCGGCGCAUGGCUGACGCGUGGAUCCAAGCGAUCAGAUCGCUGGCGGAAAAGCAGAAUCUUGAAAAGAGAAAGCGGAAGAAAGUGCUGGUUCACCUGGGCCUCCUGACCAAGGAAUCUGGAUUUAAGAUCGCAGAGACAGCAUUCAGCGGUGGCCCUCUUGGUGAAUUAGUUCAGUGGAGUGAUUUAAUUACAUCCCUGUACUUACUGGGCCAUGACAUUAGGAUUUCAGCUUCACUGGCUGAGCUCAAGGAAAUAAUGAAGAAAGUUGUAGGAAACCGAUCUGGCUGCCCGACUGUAGGAGACAGAAUCGUGGAGCUCAUUUAUAUUGAUAUUGUAGGACUCGCCCAAUUCAAGAAAACCCUUGGACCGUCCUGGGUUCAUUACCAGUGCAUGCUCCGAGUCCUGGAUUCCUUUGGUACAGAACCAGAGUUUAAUCAUGCUAACUAUGCCCAGUCCAAAGGCCACAAGACCCCUUGGGGGAAGUGGAAUCUGAACCCUCAGCAGUUCUACACCAUGUUCCCUCAUACCCCAGACAACAGCUUCCUGGGCUUUGUGGUGGAGCAGCACCUCAACUCCAGCGACAUCCACCACAUUAACGAGAUCAAAAGGCAGAACCAGUCCCUCGUGUAUGGCAAAGUGGACAGCUUCUGGAAGAAUAAGAAGUUCUACUUGGACAUAAUUCACACGUACAUGGAGGUGCACGCGACUGUUUACGGCUCCAGUACCAAGAAUAUUCCCAGUUACGUGAAAAACCACGGCAUCCUCAGUGGACGGGACCUGCAGUUUCUUCUCCGGGAGACCAAGUUGUUUGUUGGACUUGGGUUCCCUUAUGAGGGCCCGGCUCCCUUGGAGGCCAUUGCAAAUGGAUGUGCUUUUCUGAACCCCAAGUUCAACCCGCCCAAAAGCAGCAAAAACACAGACUUUUUCAUCGGCAAGCCGACGCUGAGAGAGCUGACGUCCCAGCAUCCUUAUGCUGAAGUCUUCAUCGGCCGACCGCACGUUUGGACUGUGGACCUCGGCCACCGGGAGGAAGUGGAGGAUGCAGUGAAAGCAAUUUUAAAUCAGAAGAUUGAGCCGUACAUGCCAUAUGAGUUCACGUGUGAGGGAAUGCUCCAGAGAAUCAACGCUUUCAUCGAGAAGCAGGACUUCUGUCACGGGCAAGUGAUGUGGCCGCCCCUCAGUGCACUGCAGGUGAAGCUAGCUGAGCCCGGGCAGUCCUGCAAGCAAGUGUGCCAGGAGAACCAGCUCAUCUGCGAGCCAUCCUUCUUCCAGCACCUCAACAAGAACAAGGACGUGCUCAAGUACGAGGUGAGCUGCCAAAGCUCAGAACUGGCCAAGGAUAUCCUGGUGCCGUCCUUCGACCCCAAGAACAAGCACUGUGUGUUCCAGGGGGAUCUGUUGCUCUUCAGCUGCGCGGGCGCCCACCCCAGGCACCAGAGGAUCUGCCCCUGCCGGGACUUCAUCAAGGGCCAGGUGGCGCUGUGUAAAGACUGUCUAUAGCGGCCACUGGUUCGGCCUGUGCUCAUCCUGUGGGGAAAGCGGCCGCACUGGCCCCAUUGUGGGCGGGGCUGGGGGGCCCAAGUCAUUCAGGGACUCUGGCCAGAGCCUGAACUUUUCCGUCAAAGGUUUCGAUUGGGUUUUGCCCCUGCUAGGGACGGAGCAGCCCAGAGGAGUUUUCCACCGAAACAGAACGGGAGAGCAGUGGCCCGGCCGGGAGCCUGGCUGAUCCCUGUACAAUGAACACCCCGUUUCUAUUUCUCGUGGAGCACCUGCUGGGGGGGACUGUCGGUGCAGCUGCCCCAGGGUAAAGAGAAAGCCUCAAGAUUGGUUUCAAAUGAAAGAGGAAGAAUGGAGCCGACUGGAAAGAACUUUUGUCCUAUUCCUAAACCCAUUAACUUAUUUAUUUGGGCGGGCGGGUGGGAGGGGCAGCGGGGAGGGCGCCGGGACCCAGGACACGUUUCUUCUGUUACUUCCCACUGUUAAUCGUCACUUUUACACUACUGUCAUCUGCCUGCUUCUGCGGGGUACAGGAAGCUGACGCGGGCUAUGCCGUGGGGCAGGCUUCUCAGAGCAGCCGUGGCCAGCAAGAGGAAUUCUUGCAUCAGGGACCACCAGGCUGCCCAGGGCGCAGAUCCUGCACACGGCAGCUGGAGCACAGGUACCCCCAUUGGCGUGGGGGCACCUGACCGUGUUACCCAGAGAGCCCACCCAAGGGACCAAGGACAGGGCUGCUUUCCUCUGUGUCCCCUGCCCCUCUGCACCAACCCCCGUUGCCGUUUCUCAUUAGACUCCCUUUAGUAGGGAAAUGCAGGAUGGGGGGAGGGGGGGUUCCUUGAUUAGCUUGUGGUACGCUUGCCCUCCCACUGCAGGCCACCAGGUGGAGGGCAGGAGAGUUGCAGGCCUCAGAGCCGCUCUUGGAGCUGGAAGGCUGGCUCUCAGGCCCCCCAGAGAGUGCAGUCUGAGCUGUGAGGCAUGGGAGUGGAGUCGCGCAUUUGGAACUGGUAGCACCACUGGAGCUGGGCUCCUGGCUGGCCGGCUUGCGUCAGGUCACCCAAGUCCAGGAAUGGAUGUUUGCUUGGGGAGCAGGGGCUCGCUCAGGAUGAACUCGGUGCGCUGUGCUGACUGCUGGUCUGUGGGUGCAGCUUGCGAGGCGUGGGAGUCAGCCGCUGGCUCCUCCUCCAGGCGUGGUCAUGCUGCAGGCAGCGAGCAGCAGCGUGGAGAAGCGCUGCAGGUUGGCCUGAUCCCCUGAGACCUAAGACCCCACCUUGCAGACCCUGGAGCUGCUGUGCCCUGCCUUUGUGUCCAGGCACACCCCGCUGAAACCCUGCUUGCCGGGCUGGCUUGUGUACACCUCUGUGUUUCUGUGCAGCUCCUGCUGUCUCCCCUGUGGCAUAGGCGAGUCCCUGACCAGAGCCGCAACAUCACCCAUCCUGCCCUUGCUGGCAGUCUGGGGCCCCUGCCUGCCGUCUCGGGCAGCCUCUGCCAGGACCAUGGGGCAGAUUCUGCCUGCUGCUUGGUUUCUGUCCCAGUGCAUGAACAGCACCAAGUAGGCCCUCACAUCUCUGCACAGUGGGUCUGAAAUGCACCUUCAGUGGAGAAAAUGGUGAAGGUGUAGGGCAGGUAGCUGGGGUCUGCUCCCCGCCACCCCCCAGGCUCACAUGGCCCCUGAGCCAACCUUCCAGGGAGAGUACUGUACAGGGGUCCCGAGUUCUGGCUGAGAAGGGCAAAGGAGACCUCGUUGGUGACAGGGUGUGUCUAUGUGGGGGUGCUACUUAAACACUGCACAGUGUCCCGCAGUGGGAAGGGAGACAACGGACACCCUCCCCCUGUAAGCAAAGGCCUCUUGGCUGCAUCCUAUGGUAAGAAUUGGCGUGAGCUGCCAGACCUGCAAAUCCUGGGCCACCACUGCCCUCUCCCGGGCUCUUCUGGAAGCUUCUAACAGGAUGUCAGUGCAGGCAUUCAUCCAGCAGGGGGAGCCUGCAGGCUACAUGUGAUCCCUUCCAUAGACACCUUAGGCAAGAGACCUGUUUCAGCCAGCACAGGAACGGGGAAAGCCAGGCUGUUGGAGGGCAGCUCCGUCCCUACUUGCAGUAGCUGCAGGGCUCAUCUGCUGGCUGUCCUGGAGCCCAGGGCUUCUGCACCUUCCAGGUCCUUUUCUCCAAGUCCCUGGGGUCGGUCAGGCAGCCGGGAAGAGCACUUUGUCCCAUUUAAAAUUCCCUCUCACUCUCCACGUCCCUUCCCCUGCCCAGGACUGUCUGCAAGUGGGGCAGCUACUGCUGGGGGUAAACCCGCACUCCAGUUGUCAAGGGCAUUAUCCAUAGAUUCAGUGACCCCAGAAUGUACGCCGGCUCCCAGGCCCCCUCAGACUUGACCUAGAUCUGGCUGGUGACCCCUGAAAGGAAAUUGGGGAGGGGGCUAACAUUUGCCCUGCGUGGAAAGGAGAGUGUGGGCUGGGAGCCCGCAGCCCUUUUCUUCUUGCCAGUCCUAAGAGGAUCUUCAACCAGUGUGUGGGUGCUGACGGUUCCCUAGGGAGAAGAGUUCCACUGGGAUAAUGUCUUCUCGUGCUGUGAUCAUGUCUUGCCUGGUCUUUGGGUUAUAUUCCCUGCUUUUUGUGAGCUUAAGCUGUUAAAGUGGGGGAAACGUGUCUCUAACUUAGUGAGAGGGAGACAGCGUGGCUAGGAGCGAGGCUCCUCAGAGGGGAGACUCGCGUCUUGGAAGGCAGUCACCACCUCCUUUCCUUCCCGUUUGCACACGGACAGCUGGAGCCGCUGUGGGCGUCUUUGCUUGGAUUGCGUUUUUGUCCCUGCUUCUUGUUCUCGUUUGCUUUUUGUGUUGGCCCUGUGUUUGGAGCUGUCAGGGACGGCUCCUUGGCGGGGUUUUUUUUCCUGAUGUGCCUUCUUACUUUUCUUUGGGAUUGGGUUUUGGCAUCUGUGUGCUGUUGGGAGGCAGGCAGGGCAGGUCUAUGGGUCCCUGUAGAUGCUGGGGUGGGCAGUGCCACAGAGCAUGUGCGUGUGAACAUUCGAAUCUACCCCCAGAGGCAGUGGGAGGCUGUGCAGACCCCAAGCAAAGGGCUGGCUGGCCGGAGCCCAGGCUGCGCCCUCCUGGACUGCGUGGCCACACCUCUGGGUUGCCUCGGGACCACUGGUUGGGGCUGUGCAGACGGCCUGAAUUCCCUCUGCCCCCACACUUGCUGUGGUAUGGCCAGGUGGGAAGGCCAGCCUCACGUGAGGGCAGCACUGAUGGGUACGAGGCCCCAGGGUCUGCGUCUGCUUUUUGGUUUCUCAGUGAAUGCAAGACUUCAUGAAAGAGAAUAAUGAGAUUCCUGUUUGGGAGCAGAGCCCCAGCAUGACACUGUGGUAGCUGUGUGAUGCAUGGAGCCGAUUCAGGGUGGUGGUCCCAGGCGAGUGUGGGCUUUCGGGACCAGCCCAAGGUAGUUUACCUCGGCUGUGUAUGUCAUUAAACACUGCCACCCUCUCCCACGUCCCCGCCCCCUAAGUCUUGAUUUUAAAAAGUAUAUUUUGUUAACGACAGGCUCUGUUGUAUGUCUUACUAUCCCAAGCCUGGAUUGAUUUUAUUUAUUUAAAAAUAUUUUAAUGUCCACAUUGGCUUUAUUCUAAUCCCAGCCAUGCCUGUGGGGCUACCGCAGUAGCUUCGUGCUCAUGAAGGAGGCUGAGAAGGUGUAAAGAAUCGUUGGCCUCAACAAAAAGUUUUUAUAGCAAAAGCCCAAAUUAGCUGUAUAGUCUCAGAUGCAUUAAGAGAGAAAAAUCACCCUAGCUUCUUAGCACUUAGGGUUCUGUAAGGAUUCAGUGUUUAGCCCAGUGCCUCGCACAUAGUAAGUCGUAAAUAUUGUUAGUAGCCUUUCCUAAAACUUGAGAAAUACGGAGCUGAGCUCACUGUAUUGUUAACUCAAGCCCAAUGUGGAAUUACUAUUCCAAGUUGAAUGUCGUAGGCGUCCCUGGUAUAGAGUGGCCAAGCUCUGCAGCUGCCCUGCCGGUUGGGAUUUUUCUGUGCCCCUGAAGGCACAGAUCAGAAAAUGUGCCAGACUUCAGCCCCAGCGAAAAUUAUCAACUGGAGCUGAGAACAGUUAAGGAUGAGCUUUGGCCACCUCCUAGACCUCAGCCCACUCCUGCUUUCUGGAACAUUCCAUGGGAUUUGAGGAACAUUGAGCUAUAAAUUGUACCCCUUGAAUCAUGUGUAACUCUUUUCCUACAAAAUGCAAUAACAGGCUUUUCUGUGGUGUUUAGGGGAAGGGAUGACCAAUGGAUCCUGCACAUUCCCCAGGAGGCCCCUUUGCUGCCCCCUGCUGGCCGGGGUGGCCCCUCUGGUCCUUAAGGAUCAGACUGCUAGGCUGGUUAGCGCUCGCCUGUUUCCAUGGGAUUCCAGGUUAAUUCCUGGGCCUGGUCCCAGAGAGAGCCAGCCGAGGAACUGGAGCAGGGAUGUGGUCUUGUUCCGAUCCGGACCCAGGGGCUGCUCCUGGUGUAAUGUGGUUUGCCCAAAUCCCCUUGGCGUUUUGUUUUCUUGGGGAUGUUGCCCCUUCCUCACCGGUGUAGUUGAAGUUCAUUUCCUGCCCUGUCUGGACCAUCAUCAUGAACUAGGGGAGACUGGCCGGAGCCAGCGUCCUCUCCAGAUCCCUGGGUCUGCUCUUCACCUGAGGGGCAGCAUGCUUGCUCUGUGGGUGUCAUGCCUGCCCUCCACCCCACCAGACCCACACCCCCGACUUGCCCAGCCGGAGGCCACGUGUUUGUGUAGUGGAUGGAGCCGUGGUCUGUGGACGGCAGGGGCUACUCCAAGGGCAUCCACAGAGCUGGAGGCCUACACAGCUCGCUGGGACAGCAGGUCCGGAAGGUGAGCAGAGCCUGUCCCACCCGCCAAAGCUCGGGAAGCAUUUUGGUGACUGUCUUCCCCAGGAAUUACCACAAUGACAGCAUGAAAUUGAUGCCAAAGGAGAUGGUGAAGUUCCUUCCGCUGUAGUUGCUGUCCCAGCCUCCAUGUCUUUAAGCUAAUGGCCGUUUGCAUCAGCGUCUUUAAACCAAUCCUGUUACAACCAUUUUCUACAGUUCACUUCUGGGGUUUAAGUAGUGCAGGAUUCUGCAAAUAAGGUGUCACUGUCCAAACGUACUGUACUGGCCUAGAGAGCACUGCUUUGUUUUCCACUGUUGUAGAGAAAACUAGGGAGAACUUUAUUUUUCAAUAAACUUUUCUUGUGUGA
Oryctolagus cuniculus (rabbit) is the source of this 7707-nucleotide messenger RNA. RefSeq names its product alpha-1,6-mannosylglycoprotein 6-beta-N-acetylglucosaminyltransferase (gene MGAT5). Gene Ontology annotation, biological process: protein N-linked glycosylation. Gene Ontology annotation, molecular function: alpha-1,6-mannosylglycoprotein 6-beta-N-acetylglucosaminyltransferase activity. The record is from RefSeq and is a predicted model, not a curated record. NCBI's taxonomy places the organism in Eukaryota, Metazoa, Chordata, Mammalia, Lagomorpha, Leporidae. Gene Ontology annotation, cellular component: Golgi apparatus.